This is a messenger RNA of Saitoella complicata NRRL Y-17804, 1744 nucleotides long. RefSeq names its product MFS general substrate transporter. Gene Ontology annotation, molecular function: transmembrane transporter activity. Gene Ontology annotation, cellular component: membrane. The transcript has a single exon. The coding region runs from base 131 to 1669 and encodes 512 amino acids. The record is from RefSeq and is a predicted model, not a curated record. NCBI's taxonomy places the organism in Eukaryota, Fungi, Ascomycota, Saitoellomycetes, Saitoellales, Saitoellaceae. Gene Ontology annotation, biological process: transmembrane transport.
GGGGGGGCAAGUCGUAGCGGAACUUAGAGUUCGUGGGUUCUACGAAUGGGCAUGGAGGGGUAUAUAAGGCCGGCCUGCCCUGCCCUUGAUUGAGAUCGCAAGGUCUAGGUGCUGUUCGUUGAUCAGGAAAAUGGCCGACCGUGUUACCACCCAGCCCAACUUCGACGACUCCAAAGAUGUCGUCGUAAUGCAAGAAUACAGCGACCGCUCCUCCUCCCAGCACGAGUUCAAGUCCGGCACCAACGCCGCCCUCCUCUCCGCCGCCUCCCAAUUCACCCCCGAAGAGCGGAAAUCCAUCGAAAAACGUCUCCUCCGCAAAGUCGACCUCCGUAUGAUGCCCCUCCUCGUCCUCAUCUACAUCCUCAACUACCUCGACCGCAACGGAAUCGCGCAGGCUCGUCUCCAGGGAUUGGAGAAGGAUACCAAGUUGGUCGGGACGGAUUAUAAUACGGUUAUUUCGAUCUUGUAUGCUGGUUACAUCUUGUGUCAGGUGCCGUCGAACCUGUUUUUGUCGAAGUCGAAGCCGUCGGUGUUUUUGCCGGCUUGUAUGGUUGUUUGGGCGAUUGUGAGUGGGUGUACGGCGGCUACGCAUAACUACACCGGUUUGGUUGUUGUGAGGUUCUUUUUAGGUAUUGUUGAGGCACCGUUUUUCCCGGGUGCGUUGUACUUGUUGUCGUCGUGGUACACUCCUCGCGAACUCGGUCAGCGUACCGCACUCCUCUACUCUGGAUCCCUUCUCUCGGGAGCCUUCGGUGGAUUGAUCUCGGCUGGUAUCCUGAAGGGUAUGCAAGGUGCCGGAGGGCUCGAUGCCUGGCGCUGGUUGUUCAUCAUUGAGGGCUUGAUGACCAUCGUCGUCGCUGUCGUCGCUAUCUUUAUCUUGCCCGAUUUCCCGGCGACCACGAAAUGGCUCACCGAAGAAGAAAGGAUCAUCGCGCAAUACCGUCUCAUCGAGGCGAGCGGUGCAACCCCCGGUGUUCCCACCGAGGACGUCGGUUUGUGGAAGGGAUUCAGGAUGGGGUUGAAGGAUUACAAGAUCUAUGUCCUCAUGCUCAUCCAGACGGCCAUCACAACCUCCGCCUGCUUCACAAACUACUUCCCAACAAUGGUCAAGACACUCGGCUAUGACUCAACCCGUACCCUCCUCCUUACCGCCCCACCCUACCUCGCCGCCUUCUUCUCCACCUACCUCGUCUGUCGUCACGCCGACAUCCACCGCGAACGGACAAUCCAUAUCGUAAUCCCAGUCCUCUUCGCGAUCGCCGGGUACAUCAUCCUGCUCGCUACCCCCACAACCUCAAUCGCACCCCGUUACGUCGCCCUCUUCCUCAUGACAGCAGGAAUCUACCCCGCGUACAAUAACGUCCUAACCUGGGUCUCCUCCUCCAUUCCCGGACCACCAGCUAAACGCGCGACCGCCCUCGCCCUCGUGAACGGAUUCUCGAAUAUCGCGAACUUGUACGGAUCGUAUUUGUUCCCGGCGCAGGAUGGACCGAAGUAUACGAUGGCGUGGAUUGUGCUCGUGGUGUUUUCGGGGUUGGUUAUUGGUGGGACAUUGGCGAUGAGGUGGUUGUUGAAGAGGGAGAAUGUUAGGUUGGAGGAGAGGGAGGAGAGGGAGGGGUUGGCGUUUGAGGCGGAGAAUGGGUUGAAGAGGUUUAGGUAUAUCUUGUAGGGUGUUUCGUUUGGCGUGGGAGGAUCUUGAAUUGCUGCUUACUUAAUCUGGUUGAAGAGUAUACUUAGUAAUUGC